CGUCAAUUGAAAUAUCGUUUUGAAUAGAUUUGCAUCGCAAUCCCUUCUAACUUACCGGUUCCACAAUGCUCAUUGAAUGCCAGUUUCUUAUUUCUGCUCUCCUCUUCACAGCACGUGGGGCUACCUGUUUUGUACCACGGCUGGCCCCAAGUCAAAUUGCAAAGGAUGCGUCCGUGAUACGAUCAAUCUUCGGAACACAGAAAUUGAGCCCCAUGCCCAGUCCAUCGAACAUGGAGCUGGCCCCGAACUCAAAUGAGAGCAUCCAGAAACGAGCAGAACGAUUUUCUCAGGCUUUAGGCUUAUGCGGGAACGAAUAUCUGCAGCUCAAGCGCAUGCAUACAGUCAUCGUGCUGUCGUUACUUUCCUGGUCUCUUCUGGCCACUCCUGCACCAGCCCGCUCACCAUCACAUUCAUCGGAUUCCUACAGAAGAUCUCCUUCUUCUUCUCAGCCAUCGCGACAACGCUCUUCUUCAUCUAGCACCACAAGAAGUGCACCCCGGAGUGGUAGAGGUAGUUUGGUACAUCGCCCUUCAUCUUCACGUUCAAAGAAAGGAUCGAGUGUUUCGGUUUCUAAGACUUCGUCGACAAGCACCAUCACCAAUGCAAAAUCAACAUUGGAAAAAGCAAAGGUGCCCUCUGAGACAACUACCGAUCUCCGCAACACACCACGGAGCCAACGAAGAUCGAAAGAAGUCAAUACUGGUUAUACCGCGCAAGAGUCGCAUACUUCUCCGAAUAUGGCACCAAAAGUAACAUCUUUGAGUAUAAUCGAGAACAAAAAGACUGAUACGGGGUCGUCCUCAAUACAAAAGCGAUAUUCAUCACUAAAGACUUCGUCAUUAGAAGUUCGUCCAGGGCAGGCAUCUCCGGCGCCGAUGAGUAAUACACCUAUAAGCAGCACAAAACAUAGGAUUGACCGGAGGAAGAUGAGUUCUACCAGACCACAUUCGUCUAUGAAAGCUGUUCGCUCUUCCUCAAAGAAGGAGUCGAAUCCAGACGUUGCGGUGCCCAUCUCGCGCCUACAAUCGUCUGUUACUUCAGGCAGCUUGACAGAGGAGACAUUCUCGAAAACAAAUGUCAUCAAAAGGAAUAAUGUUUCACCAUCUUCCACAGCCAAACCAUCUAUCAUGAGUGGAACAAGGUCGCCGAUAGCCCCAAUAGCUCGCUCGGAAUCGUCUCAAAAGGUAUCAGCAAAAUUGUUGCGAAAGGAUACAAAGAGUUCUACCCAUACUACUGCUGCCUCCACUAAAACAUCGACUAUUAGCGAAAAUUCGAGGUAUCCCAUUCUUACUACAUCAGGGAAGACAAAACAAAAAGACCUGCAUACCGAAGCAAAGUCAGUCCCGCAAACUUCAGUUGAUUCCAGUACUGAACAAUCAAAUGCGUUUUAUAAGAGGAAGAGUGGUCGUCGAAUUGGUGGACGUGCUGAUUCUGAAAAAAGAAAUCAACGAUACACGAAUGCUGAGAACAGAAGUGCUGUCACCACCCCCACCAGCACUAGCCCGGCUACUCAGAGGCACAAUACUAAAAGGAGGGUGUCCCGUAGGGUUGACUAUAACCCCGGUUACUGUUGCUACGACCUUCCCAUCUAUUUUCCGACGCGGAAUAUCGGUUCUUUUUAUUAUUACGAUGACUACGCACCUCCGUUACAUGCAGAUGAGGCAUAUCCCCCUUAUCGCCGAAUAGUUGCUCCAAACCGACCACUAGCGACUUCAACAGCAUCCCUGCCAUCUGAUAAAACUUGUACGGUAGAUCUUCCCAGCGAGAACGAAGCCGUUGAUGUUCUUGUAGACCCUCAAAAGGGGAUAUACGUCCAGGGAUAUGUGACAUCGAGAGAUUUGAAGAAAUGUGAUUUCACGGUAACUUAUUCCUCUUCCAAUGGUGACGUUUUAGUAGCAAAAUCCUUCCACAUCUAGAACUCCCCCGCCUCUGUUAGCUCGCCACUGACGUAAUAUCUGCAGUUGUCGACUUGUCGAACCUUUUUCUUUAUGCCAGUUGGUGGCGAAGAUGAGAUCGAGCCGAUAGGAAUCACACCAGCAGGGUGCUAGUACUACUAGUCUAGUAGUAUCAGCGUAGGAAAUCAGCUUGCUGAUGAAGAAGACAGUAGUAGUGUAAAACAAUAAUGGUAGUAGUAGUAUCAGAAUAAAACGAAAGUUGUGGU
Pseudo-nitzschia multistriata is the source of this 2161-nucleotide messenger RNA. The record is from the annotation of a GenBank genome assembly. NCBI's taxonomy places the organism in Eukaryota, Bacillariophyta, Bacillariophyceae, Bacillariales, Bacillariaceae.